Bemisia tabaci is the source of this 1580-nucleotide messenger RNA. RefSeq names its product replication factor C subunit RfC38 (gene RfC38). Gene Ontology annotation, biological process: DNA repair; DNA-templated DNA replication. The record is from RefSeq and is a predicted model, not a curated record. NCBI's taxonomy places the organism in Eukaryota, Metazoa, Arthropoda, Insecta, Hemiptera, Aleyrodidae. Gene Ontology annotation, molecular function: DNA binding; DNA clamp loader activity; ATP hydrolysis activity. Gene Ontology annotation, cellular component: nucleus; DNA replication factor C complex.
UUAGGUUAUGUUGCCCUUGCCUUGCAAAUGCACAGUUUUCAUGCCUAGCCGAAACCCGAAACAGUAGAUACGGAUAGUAGACACGGAUUUAUUUUAACUUUUAGGAUCUGUGAUUUAUUUGGGAUUACUACUAGGUCUCGAAGUGAUAUUGAUAGCUAUUUUUUAUCCUUGUAAGUUAUCUCCUCCUCCUUCACUUGCAGCGAACAUGACUCUUUGGGUUGAUAAGUAUAGGCCGAAUUCGUUGCUCAAACUUGAUUAUCAUAAAAGUCAAGCCACGCAGCUGAAGAACCUUGUUCAGCAGGGUGACUUCCCUCAUCUUCUUUUUUAUGGACCCUCUGGAGCAGGCAAGAAAACCAGAAUCAUGGCUCUUCUUCGUGAACUAUAUGGAUCAGGCGUUGAAAGACUAAGAAUGGAGCACAUGAAUUUUACAACUCCAUCAAACAAAAAAAUUGAAGUUAUGACAGUAGCAAGUAAUUAUCACAUAGAGGUCAAUCCUAGUGAUGCGGGGAUUUAUGAUCGAAUCGUAGUAAUGGAGUUAAUUAAAAAUGCUGCUGCCACACAUCAAUUAGAUUCAUCUGGUCAAAGAGAUUUCAAAGUGAUACUUCUAACAGAAGUUGACCGUUUAUCAAAAGAUGCCCAACAUGCACUCAGGCGAACUAUGGAAAAGUAUGUAGCUACGUGUCGUUUAAUUCUGUGUGCCAACUCAACUUCUCAAGUCAUACCUGCCAUUCGGAGUAGGUGUUUGAGUAUCCGAGUUUCGGCUCCCACUAAACCUGAAAUCACUUCAAUUUUAUUUAAUAUUUGUCGAAAGGAAGGACUGCAACUACCUGAAGAUUUAGCUGGUAGAAUAGCUGAUAAAUGUGAUCGUAAUUUAAGGAGAGCCAUUUUAAUGUGUGAAGCUUGCAAAGUGAAGCAGUAUCCUUUUACAUCAAAUCAACCUAUUGUUGAACCUGAUUGGCUAACCUUUAUUCAGGAUACAGCCAGAUCAAUCCUCAGUGAACAAUCUCCAAAAAAACUGUUAGAAGUCAGAGCAAAGUUAUAUGAGAUGCUAGUUCAUGGAAUUCCCACGGAUUUAAUUUUUAAGUUUCUUCUGAGGGACCUUGCAAAAAGUUGUGAUAUGACCAUUAAAACUGAAGUCACAGAACUAGCUGCCAAGUAUGAGCAUCAAGUACACAAAGGCUCGAAGGACAUCUUUCACUUGGAAGCAUUCGUUGCGAGAUUUAUGUCAGUUUAUCUAAAAUUCAUGGAAGAAUCAGUGCGCGGAAUGAUAUAAGUUUAUACAUCAAUUGAAGUAUUUAAAUGACAAUCUGGUGGUUUUGUUUGUUAAACCUAGUUCAAUUGACCUACGGAGAAUCUCUGACCAUCAACUGAGAUAAGGUCUUUUUGUCAAGAAUCAUUGAUGAUUCGCACUCGAGUUGUUAUGAUGCAUUUUUCGAAAUCUUAGCUCUUCGCCUCAUUGGAUUGUAAUUAAUUUAUUUUCUCAACCCUCUCCUUUUAUAAAAAAGUAUUCUUAAAAUAUGAUGUAAUAAUUUUUUAAUUUUUCAUUAAAAAAGAAACUAAGUACACUUCUGAACCUAUAA